AUGCGCUCUCCACGGCUGCCCUUGCGGGCUCUAUGUAUCGCGUCUGCGUUUUCGACUGCUCUGGCCGCUACUGGCGGCACGUUUGAGGAGGGAGGUAACACGCUGGUCAGCGCGAUGAUGAUGUUCCUUGGAAAUGAACAAAGCGUGUAUAUCCUCGACAAGGCGGAGGGCAAUGCCGCCCAAGUGCUAGGACACCCCGCGUGGGGUUCGGUAUGGGAUAUCAAGACGCGCAGGGCGGUCGUAAUGGACAUCAAAACCAACUCGUUCUGUGCAUCUGGCAUGCAUCUUCCCAACGGUUCCUAUGUGACGUUCGGAGGGAAUGACGCAGUGGGGCAGAACGGUGUUGCGGGGUCACAGAAGAACCCCGACGGAACGGGUGCCUGGGACUCGUACUAUCAAGACUUCGACGGCCGCAGAGCCAUUCGCAUCGUCACCCCUUGUACGAUCACCGACACUCUCAACUCGGGACCGUGUGCGUGGUAUGAUGAGCCCACCCAGCUGUCCAUGAGGCGUGAGCGGUGGUACUCGGCGGCAGAGGCAACGGGUGAAGGGGAGGUUGUGAUCAUCGGAGGCUUCGUCAGAGGAGGCUUCGUCAAUCGAUGGGUUCCGAACGUCGAUCCAGCAACAUCAGACGGCCAGGCCGACCCGACAUACGAGUACUAUCCUCCACGAUCCGGCGAGCCCAGGACCUUCGAUUUCCUCAUCAAGACCUCUGGCCUCAAUUCCUACGCACACACAUAUCUGAUGCCUUCAGGAAGGAUCCUGGUUCAGGCAAAUUUGUCGACUACCCUUUGGGACCAUAACACCAAUGUUGAGACGCCACUACCUCCUAUGCCCAAGGGCGUCGUGCGGGUAUACCCUGCGUCGGGCGCUACGACUAUGUUGCCUCUCACCGUCGCCAACAAAUACACCCCGACCCUUUUGUUUUGUGGUGGCUCGGAUAUGCCCGAGGCUGACUAUGGCGACUAUGGAGGCCCCUACACCGAUGUCUGGACAGUCACCGCUUCCAAGGAUUGCCAGCGGCUCACCCCUGAACCAUCUGACGGGUCAGCAGUUGCCUACGAGCAGGACGACGACCUGCCCGAAGCACGGACGAUGGGCCAGUUCAUCAACCUACCCAACGGCAAGAUCCUCGUCCUCAACGGCGGCGAGAAGGGCCUUGCGGGCUACUCUCUGGGCACCCGAACCACCCCUAAUCUCGCCGACAUGCCCUUCGGGCCGUCGCUCUGUACAGACCCCGUACUCACGCCCGCCAUCUACGACCCUACUGCCCCCAGAGGCAGCCGCUGGUCAAACGCGGGCUUCGGUGCUUCGAAGAUCCCCCGCCUGUACCAUUCCACGGCGGUGCUUCUCCCCGAUGGAUCUGUCUUCAUCGCAGGUUCCAACCCCAACCCCGACGUCGACCUCAGGGCGUUCUACCCCACCGAAUACCGAUCCGACAUUUUCUAUCCAUCAUACUUCGAUGCCCCUAUCCGCCCCGCGCCCCUGGGGGUUCCGAAGACCCUGUCGUAUGGAGGACAGUACUUCGACAUUACGAUCCCCACGAAUUCGUAUGAAGGGUUGGCGAAUGAUGCUGCUGAGGCGACGACGGUGUAUAUCCUCCGCAGUGGGUUCACGACGCACGCGAUGAACAUGGGCCAGCGCUCGAUGGAGCUCGCGACUUCGUACACCGUCAACAAGAACGGCACCAUCACCUUGCACGUCGCCCAGCCUCCGCCGAACCCAAAUCUGUUCCAGCCCGGCCCCGCACUUCUGUUCGUCAACAUCAAGGGAAUUCCCAGCAAUGGCACCUACGUGAUCGUCGGGAACGGACGCAUCGGCACCCAACCCACCUCCGCAGAGAGCGUCCUCCCCUCGAGCACGCGCCUCGACGGCGUCUCUUCCUCCUCCGGCACCUCAGGCAGCGACGACACCUCCGGAUCGACUUCGGCGAACAACGACGAGGGCGAGAAGAAGAUGAGCACCGGCAUGCUGAUCGGCGUCAUCGUGGGCGCUGCGGCCAUCGUCGCUGUCCUCGCCGCCAUCAUCGGGAUCAUCAUCGCCCGCCGCCGGCGUGCUGCUGCCCGCUCAGCACCCUCCUUCGCGAUGGAGCCUGCCGGGCUCAAGCCCAUGGCCGUCGGUGCUGGUGCGGGCGGCUGGAGCUCGUCAGCAGCGGACACGGCCGUGUUCACACCUCUUCAUAAGAGUGAGAACGACGCGUGGGACGCGAGCACGGCGAACCUCCAUGCGCCGUAUAACACCCCAUACGGCGGUGGGUACAGGGACGACGUGUCGUCGAUGAACACGCGGGGAAGCAGUGCGUAUGACCAGCCGUACGAUCCGUAUGCGCAGCACCCGAUGCCCAUCCACGCUGAGACGCACGGAGCACCGAACCCUAACAUGAAGGAGUUCCGGUAG
Molecule: messenger RNA, 2397 nt
Organism: Cyclocybe aegerita
Lineage: Eukaryota; Fungi; Basidiomycota; Agaricomycetes; Agaricales; Hemipholiotaceae
Source: the annotation of a GenBank genome assembly